AUGGAGAAAGAAAAUACCAACCUGAGGAAGAAGAGGAAAGCAACAAACAUCUCAAAGAUUGUCGAAGAGAGAUCAGAAAGAGACAACGAGCAGGCUCACACCAAACGAACUUCUCCAAAGAGAGAGGUGAAACAGAAGGGAGCAAGGGGAGUGAAAGCGUCGCGAAGAAAAUUUUUCGCAGGGGGCAAGAAAUUCUGCACCACCACUAAUGCAUUGACUCAGCGGGAGCCUGAUUCAAUGCUGGCUACUAUGUUCAGUGGUCGACAUACUCUCUUCCUAGAUUCUGAUAAAGCAAUGUCAAAUUCUAUCUUUCUUUGUUUAUACUUGUAUAUGGGAUAUGUCUUUGUUGAUAGGGAUGGUAAACACUUCCAUCACAUUCUUAAUUGGUUGGGAGAUGGUGUGGUGCCCACUCUGGAGGACUCUGAAUAUAAUGAACUAUUGCGGGAGGCUGAGAACUAUCAAUUACUUUUUUCAUCUUUGACUAAAACAUGUGUAAAUGAGUUCCUUCAUCGAUUUGUCAUAAGAAUAUCAUCAUCGUGGGAAUGA
Arachis ipaensis is the source of this 546-nucleotide messenger RNA. The record is from RefSeq and is a predicted model, not a curated record. Lineage: Eukaryota; Viridiplantae; Streptophyta; Magnoliopsida; Fabales; Fabaceae.